Messenger RNA from Polypterus senegalus (gray bichir), 1970 nucleotides. It is a transcript of the gene prkar1b, whose product is annotated as protein kinase, cAMP-dependent, regulatory, type I, beta. Gene Ontology annotation, molecular function: cAMP-dependent protein kinase regulator activity. The transcript is spliced from 10 exons. Gene Ontology annotation, cellular component: cAMP-dependent protein kinase complex. The coding region runs from base 235 to 1389 and encodes 384 amino acids. The record is from RefSeq and is a predicted model, not a curated record. NCBI's taxonomy places the organism in Eukaryota, Metazoa, Chordata, Cladistia, Polypteriformes, Polypteridae. Gene Ontology annotation, biological process: regulation of protein phosphorylation.
GGAGACGUGCUUUUUGAAUUCGAGAUCUCUGCCUUCUCCCCCUUGCCGUGCUGAUGGAGGGCUUGUUGUCAUGGCAACACACGAGUGGCGAGGCUGUGACUCGCAGCCGCGGUCGUAGCGAGGAGUCGCGCCGCACCAGGCUCGGUAAUUGUUAUUUCAAAGAGGGACCCUCGGGGAGCCGGGUGCAGUUUGAAAUAUCAGCAGCGGUUACUCGGGUGAAAUGGCGUGCCACAGAUGAGCUGCGAUGGCUUCUCAGGGGGCCGACGGUGUCAACGGGGCUCUCUCGGAGCUCAGCCAUGGCAGGUGCCUCGCGCACACAGACGUCUGAGCGCGAGUGACAGUGCGGCGACACGAGAGCCCGCGGUGGGAUGGGAAGAGUUGUGUAGGAAGAGGAGCCGAAAGGAGCUGGUGAAUGGCAUGGAAGAAUGCAAACAAAUCUUGGCGCGUCAGAAGUCCAACUCCCAGUCGGAUUCGCACGAUGAUGAAAUCUCCCCACCGCCACCCAACCCAGUGGUCAAAGCCCGGCGUCGCCGAGGUGGUGUCAGUGCCGAGGUGUACACCGAAGAGGACGCCGUCUCCUAUGUGAGGAAGGUGAUACCGAAGGACUACAAGACCAUGACGGCCUUGGCGAAAGCCAUUUCGAAGAAUGUACUUUUCGCACACCUCGAUGACAAUGAAAGAAGUGACAUAUUUGACGCCAUGUUUCCAGUCACACACAUCGCAGGAGAAACCGUCAUUCAGCAGGGCGAUGAAGGAGACAACUUCUACGUCAUUGACCAGGGAGAAGUCGAUGUCUACGUCAACGGAGAGUGGGUGACCAGCAUCGGGGAAGGCGGCAGCUUUGGAGAACUCGCCUUGAUCUACGGGACCCCACGGGCUGCAACUGUCAAGGCCAAGACGGACCUCAAGCUGUGGGGGAUCGACCGGGACAGCUACCGACGCAUCCUGAUGGGAAGCACGCUGAGGAAGAGGAAGAUGUAUGAGGAAUUCCUAAGCAAGGUCUCCAUUUUGGAAUCCCUGGAUAAGUGGGAGCGCCUGACGGUGGCCGAUGCGCUAGAGCCCGUGCAGUUUGAAGACGGGGAGAAGAUUGUGGUGCAGGGAGAGCCGGGAGACGACUUCUUCAUCAUCACUGAGGGCACCGCGUCUGUGCUGCAGCGCCGGUCAGAUAACGAGGAGUACGUGGAGGUCGGCAGACUUGGACCAUCAGACUACUUUGGUGAGAUCGCCUUACUGCUGAACAGACCCCGGGCGGCGACGGUGGUGGCACGGGGCCCCCUGAAGUGCGUGAAGCUGGACCGGCCGCGCUUUGAGCGGGUGCUCGGCCCGUGCUCGGAAAUCCUGAAGAGGAACAUCCAGAGAUACAACAGCUUCAUCUCCCUCACCGUCUAAGGGCGGGUGGGCGCCUGUCGCGCGUGGACGGCUGCCUUCGUGUUAUCUGUGCACUUGACUCUGACUGUGCUGUCGCGUAGCUUUAUGACCAAACGACGUGUGCAUCCUUUGUGCGCUGCUGGUGUGUCGGGAAUGUCCAACGCACUCGAGGCUCGGGGUCUUCGUGACGAGGUGAGCUGCACACGGAUCGCCGCUCGGUAACGUCUGCCAAACCCGCGAUCCGAGGAUGUGCUCUGCUCGGCUUUAGCGCUGCCCACUUCACCCGCCCUGCUUUGUCCCCUCAUAGUUUGUAGCUCCGCCCCACGCGGUUUUCUAUCGGUUUCUGGCACGCUGUCUCGUUUUCACCGUUAGAGAGGGUAGGAGACCACCUGAGAGGCGGACUGGUGUCCUCGGUGGGCAACUCGGCCACUUGCUGUAAGCGUCACGACGCCCUCGACGGCGGGUAAAAGGAUGGAGUCGGACGUGACGGAGAUGCCCUGCACAAUGACAGUUUGGUUUUCAGCUUCCUGUUGCUCAUUUCUGUGUCACUCAUAUUAGAUUUGCCCUUCUUAAAGAAAAUAAAAAUAACUUCCAGUACCCGA